AUGGCGGCGCAAUCCACCCUCCGGCGCCCGGAGGACCCCCUCAUGGCGCUCUAUCUUCAUUACUCAGAUCUACUGCGAUCGCAGAUAAAACGAACCACACCGGUCACCCGACUGAUUGCCAUUAUCACCAUCUUGUUCUCAAUCAUCAGCUCGAGCUAUGGCGGGUAUAAGUGGCUGCGUGCACGAGCGAACGAACGUGCCCGAGGUCGCCGCUUGCUUCGCAGGAACUCGGGAAUCAGAGGGAAAGACGGGUCUCGAACAAUUUAUGUCCCCUACAAAGGGGAGAGGACCUCGAAAGUUUUGAUUCACCCGACUAAGCCAACCACUUUUGACGCUCAUCGGCGACUGUUCCUGAACCCUCCAGCGUCAGCUCGCGGCAUGGAAGAGGGAUCACAAAGCCGAAUCCCUCCACCGUCAAUCAAACCUGGACUCAAUCUUGCCUUCAUACACCAGUUCUUGAGUCUGGGUAGUAUCAUGGUUCCACGAUGGGGCAGUAAAGAGACUGGGCUGCUCCUGAGCCACGGCGUAUUCCUGCUGCUCCGUACAUACCUCUCCCUGAUAAUCGCAAGAUUAGACGGUGAGAUAGUUCGAGACCUUGUUGCUGGCAAGGGGAAGUCGUUUCUGUGGGGAAUCUUAAAGUGGUGUGGUAUUGGCACUCUUGCCUCUUACACAAACGCCAUGAUCAAGUUCCUUCAGUCAAAGGUGUCGAUUGCCUUCCGCACCCGUUUGACAAGGUACAUCCACGACCUGUACCUGACAGAAAAUAAGAACUAUUACAAGUUGAUGAAUUUGGAUGGCGGAAUAGGCCAAGGCCCGGAUCAGUUCAUUACUCAAGACCUCACCCUUUUCUGCUCGGCUGCGGCGUCCCUAUACUCGUCGCUGGGUAAACCGACGGUAGACUUGUUUGUCUUCAACUAUCAACUUUAUCGAUCCCUGGGCCCGCUUGCACUGAGCGGCAUUCUCACAGGAUACUUCAGUACUGCUGUGGUACUUCGGAAGCUGUCUCCGCCAUUUGGAAAGCUCAAGGCGGUAGAAGGCAAGAAAGAAGGGGACUUCAGAGGACUACACUCCAGACUUCUGGCCAACGCUGAAGAGAUCUCUUUCUACGGCGGAGCAGAUACGGAACGUGUCUUCCUCGUAAGAAGCUUCAAGGAGUUGCAGCGCUGGAUGGAGGGUAUCUACAGUCUCAAGAUUCGAUACAACAUGCUUGAGGAUAUAAUUUUGAAGUACUCCUGGUCCGCAUUCGGCUAUCUCAUCACGUCUCUACCAGUCUUUCUCCCUGCUUGGGGUGGUCUCGGAGGCGCAAUGGAGUUGGCAGAUAUACCAGAAAAUUUGCAUCGAGAGCGUGGUCGGAUGAAAGAGUUUAUCACCAACAAGCGUCUCAUGCUCUCGUUGGCUGAUGCAGGAGGCCGCAUGAUGUACAGCAUCAAGGACAUCUCGGAGCUUGCGGGAUAUACGUCGCGUGUGUACAACUUGAUUGCCACUUUGCAUCGCGUUCAUGCGAGUGCUUACCAACCUUCCCGCGGCUCCCACCCGGAACUUUAUUCACUGGCAGACGCCCAGGGAACCACUCACAAUGGCUUUGACGGCGUUCGCCUUGAGCAAGUCCCAAUUGUCGCACCUUCUCUAUAUCCUAUAGGCGGCGACGAGCUGAUUGAAUCCCUCUCAUUCGUCGUCCAUGCGGGCGAUCAUCUUCUCAUCUCGGGGCCUAAUGGUGUGGGUAAAUCGGCAAUCGCAAGAAUCAUGGCUGGUCUGUGGCCUGUUUAUCGGGGCCUCGUGAGCCGGCCGCGACCGAUCGGGCUUGAUGGAAUCAUGUUCCUUCCGCAGCGACCCUAUUUGAGCGUCGGUACCCUACGCGAUCAGGUUAUCUACCCGCACACCGAAAUCGACAUGCGCGAGGCCGGCGAGACCGACUCAAAUCUCCAGACAAUCCUCGAUGCAGUACAUCUGGGGUACCUACCGCAGCGUGAAGGGGGAUGGGAUGCCCGGAAGGAGUGGAAAGACGUGUUCAGCGGCGGCGAGAAACAGCGCAUGGCCAUGGCUCGUCUUUUCUAUCACGAACCUCGUUACGCCUUCAUCGACGAAGGUACCUCUGCGGUUUCUUCAGACGUUGAAGGUAUUCUCUAUGAGCGAGCGAAGGAACGCGGCAUCACUCUCAUCACGAUCUCAACCCGUGCAUCUCUCAAGAAGUACCAUACCUACAAUCUCUCCAUUGGCCUCGGCGAAGAGGGUGAGCUUUGGGAAUUUGAGCGUAUCGGCACUGAGAAAGAGAAACUCGGAGUGGAGAAGGAGAUCCAGGAACUUCGAAAGAGACUGGACAAGGUGGACGAAUGGAAGAAGCGUCGAGAAGAAAUCGAGUUUGAACUUGGCAAAGUCUGGACUCAUGAAGGGGAAAUUGCACCACCCCCUUACCAAGAGGAGGACAUGAAGCUGCCACACGAAGCCGCUGCUGCUGCUUCUACUGAUGAGGCUGCGAGCGGUGCAUGA
Messenger RNA from Penicillium diatomitis, 2487 nucleotides. It is a transcript of the gene pxa1, whose product is annotated as putative peroxisomal ABC transporter (PXA1). Gene Ontology annotation, molecular function: ABC-type transporter activity; ATP binding; long-chain fatty acid transmembrane transporter activity. The transcript has a single exon. Gene Ontology annotation, biological process: fatty acid beta-oxidation; peroxisome organization; very long-chain fatty acid catabolic process. Gene Ontology annotation, cellular component: peroxisomal membrane. The coding region runs from base 1 to 2487 and encodes 828 amino acids. The record is from RefSeq and is a predicted model, not a curated record. NCBI's taxonomy places the organism in Eukaryota, Fungi, Ascomycota, Eurotiomycetes, Eurotiales, Aspergillaceae.